AUGGGCGCCGGCUUCGAGCGCAGCCGCGGCUGGCGGGCUAAAAUAGACUUUGCAUUAGACAAGACUGUAUUCGACGAGCACGCGAUGCCGCUUGAAGCCGCUCGAGCCAAAGCAGAGGUCAAAGCGUCCAAGCGUCCCGACCUCCUUGGCUUCUCCAAGCCCUCCUGGAACUCCUCCACACUGCCAGAAAACUUUGUUCCGUUUCCAGAGCGACCGAUGAUGCACCAAUUGUCCAAGUAUCACUCGCUCAAACGGUUCGACUACGACCACCGUGCUGAAGUGCUGGAGGCAAGUGAUGGCAACUCCGACUCCCAAUAUAUUGGCCGGGGAAGCAAACUGCACGCUGAGGGAUAA
Molecule: messenger RNA, 354 nt
Organism: Emiliania huxleyi CCMP1516
Lineage: Eukaryota; Haptophyta; Isochrysidales; Noelaerhabdaceae
Exons: 2
Coding region: 1-354 (117 amino acids)
Source: RefSeq, a predicted model, not a curated record